Molecule: messenger RNA, 1653 nt
Organism: Fonsecaea multimorphosa CBS 102226
Lineage: Eukaryota; Fungi; Ascomycota; Eurotiomycetes; Chaetothyriales; Herpotrichiellaceae
Exons: 3
Coding region: 1-1653 (550 amino acids)
Molecular function (GO): oxidoreductase activity, acting on paired donors, with incorporation or reduction of molecular oxygen; heme binding; iron ion binding
Source: RefSeq, a predicted model, not a curated record
AUGGAUUUUUUGAAGACCGAUGCCAUCCAGGAGAGACUUCAAGUACAAGACACCUUUGUGCUAAGCAUCGCCUGCUGUCUGCUCCUCGGGUUCUUCGCACUUCUGAGGGAAGCCUAUCGAACCGAUAUCCCCAAAGUCAAAGGAAUUCCAGAAGUGCCCGGUGCUAAACCCUUCAUUGGUCACCUGGGCCCAUUGGGAGGGAGGGAGAAACGCAACGACACAGUGAUCUUCUCUCGCUGGGCUGAGCAGCUCAAGACCGACAUCUAUCAGAUUCGGCUGGGCAGUCAAAGAGCUAUUAUCGUGCAUGGCUGGGAACCGAUCAAGGAUCUUUGGCUUGGUCAAUCAACGUCGUUGAGUGACCGACCAUGGCAGCCCGGUAAGGCCUUAUCCAACAAGAGCGCACUCAUGACAUUGGUUGACAUUGCCCCAGGGUUCAUUGACAAACUAGGCGUCGACAUCUCCAGCUCUCCCUUGACUCCCCAAAUCAAACGCUGCCGCAUUUCAGCUAUGAAAGCUUUGGGCAAACCUUUGUGGCCCGACUACUAUUCUCUUCUGGAACCCUCGUCUGUUGCGAUGAUGAGACGGGUCUAUGAGCGAGGCGAAAAUGGCCAGAAAACGAUCGAUCUCUAUUUGUAUUUCCAGCAAGUGGUGUACGACCUCAUUCUGCAUUUGACCUAUGGCGCCCGUAUGGGAGACAUUGACGACUCCUUUGCCACCGAGUUGCUGGAAUCCGUUCAGGCCUUGACCGAAAUUCGGUCCUCCACCGCCGACUUCUCUCACUACGUGCCACUCCUCCGAGCCAUUCCACGGGGUGAGACGAAGGUGGUCAAGACCGAGAAGCGUCGUCGGGUCCAGUUGGACUUUCUUUAUCAACAAUAUCUCGAUAAGGUGGCCAAAGGUGAGGAGAUCCACUGCAUUGUCUCCCAGCUGGGUAAAGAUAAGCUGAGUCUCGAGGAAAUUCGGGGCACAUGUGUUUCAUUACUCCAGGCAGCUCCCGAAACAGUCGCCUCGGGCAUGUAUAUGGCGUGCGCAUGGCUCAGCACGCCUGAAGGUCAAAAGUUUCAGCCCAAAUUGCUCGAUGCUAUUCUCAAAGUCUACGGUGGCGACAAGGAAGCAGCUUGGAAUAAUGCUUUUCGAGAGGAAGCUGUGCCCUUGGUUACUUCGAUGUACAAGGAGACUUUGAGAUGCUACGCUCCCACUCCAUUUGCCCAGGGACGUGCAGUGUCCAAAGACAUUCCAUACAGAGACUUUGUCAUCCCCAAGGGGAUCACCAUUAUCAUGAACGGACAACAAGCCAAUUUGGACCCUGCUGCCUUUGGCCCGGACGCUGGUGUGUUCAAACCGGAAAGAUUCCUGGGAGACAACUCCGCCUUGCCACAUUUGGCCUUUGGUGCUGGAGCUCGACAAUGUCCUGCCAUGAACAUCUCAAACCGGAUGAUGUAUGGACUGUUGAUUCGGACUGUCCUUGCAUUUAGGAUUCAAGAUGCCGGUCCCGGAGGUAGAAAACCACCUCUGGACAUGCGGGAUUUCUCAGACUAUUAUGGCUUGGUCAAUGUACCUCGCAGCUACGAUUGUCUCAUGAUUGCAAGGGAUCCGGAGUGGCUCCUGAACUUGCCGGAAGAAAAUGUUCUCGAGUCCGCUUCAAAGAAAUGA